Messenger RNA from Stegodyphus dumicola, 968 nucleotides. RefSeq lists its product as uncharacterized. Lineage: Eukaryota; Metazoa; Arthropoda; Arachnida; Araneae; Eresidae. The record is from RefSeq and is a predicted model, not a curated record.
CCGAAUUAGAGUUAAAAAUUAUAAAAGCGACACUAAGAUAGUUUCAAACAGCAAAUAUUUACUUUAGUAGCCAACAUGUGGAAAUUAUAUUCGACAUUCCUGAUAUCUCUAGGAGUCUUUGAAAUUAGUGCAGCCUGCUGGGAAGUAAUUACAUGCCGACAGAAACUAAAUCAAUUCUUUCCGCUUAUUGAAUUACCGACUGAGAAGGAUUUAACGCAUAUGUGCCCAGAAGUACUCAAUGCAAUGCGGUGUUUACAAGAAAAGAAAGCAGAAUGUGGAAGAAAAUUUUAUAUUCCUGAAGACAUAGAGGUACUGGGACGUGCCAGACUUCUCCUUAAUGAUACGAAACUCGUCGAAGAAUUCUGUGACAUACAAAGUAAUUUACGUAGAGGUUACAUUCGAACUUUCUACUGUGCUCGCAGAUACAGUAAGAGUGAGCUGCCUAAACUUUGCAAAACUACGGGAGAGAUUUUAUAUGACAGAUAUGAAUGCAGUAUAUUUACGAAUGGCUUGGCUCCGAAAGAAUACAAAGAAUAUCUGGAUAACGAAAAUUGCUUGAUCUUGGCCUUAACCUCACACUGCAUAUUUCACGAUCUUGAAAGGAUGUGUGGCCCAUCUUCUAGAGCACUUUUUGAGGAAAUUCUAAACAAGCUGACAAAUUUUAGACUUCCCGUUUGUGUCAGGAAUUCUAUUGCAAAAGUUCAAUUAAUACGCCACAGAAUAGAAGACUAAAAACGAAGAUCGCAACAUAUAUCUUCCUUUGAUAAUGAGAUAUCAUUUGAUAUGAGAAUAGGAAAUAAUCUUAGAUUUUUAUUUGUAAAUUUAGGUCUGAAUACUGUAAUAAUUUUACAGAUAAUGCAUUUUAUAAGGUUGUUGAAAACAAUCACUUAUGUAAAACACUUUUGAGUUAUUAUUUUUAAUUUGUUUAUUUUAUUAAAGUUAAAUACAAGAAAUUUAAUUUACUGGUU